AUGAAGAACCAAAUGUUUUCGAUCAAACACCUCCUGUAUGGGUACUGUCAGUCGAGCAGUGAGAAAGAUAUCGUGCCAGAGCAUGACGUUGAAGAGGGAAGUAAAAAUAAGAAAAAGAAGAAAAUUCGACCUUCAUUCACAAAGAAACAGAUAGCAGUACUGGAGGAACGAUUUGCUGCACAAAAAUACUUGAGUUCUACGGAACGCUCGUUAUUGGCCGAAGAACUGAAGAUGAGUGAUGUACAGGUGAAAACAUGGUUCCAGAACAGACGCACAAAAUGGAGGUUAACCCGUAGGCUUCGUCGUCGUGCUUCAUUGAAGAGGUAG
Molecule: messenger RNA, 327 nt
Organism: Necator americanus (New World hookworm)
Lineage: Eukaryota; Metazoa; Nematoda; Chromadorea; Rhabditida; Ancylostomatidae
Exons: 3
Coding region: 1-327 (108 amino acids)
Biological process (GO): regulation of transcription by RNA polymerase II; animal organ development
Cellular component (GO): nucleus
Molecular function (GO): RNA polymerase II cis-regulatory region sequence-specific DNA binding; DNA-binding transcription factor activity, RNA polymerase II-specific
Source: RefSeq, a predicted model, not a curated record